Messenger RNA from Ambispora gerdemannii, 2160 nucleotides. Lineage: Eukaryota; Fungi; Glomeromycota; Glomeromycetes; Archaeosporales; Ambisporaceae. The record is from the annotation of a GenBank genome assembly.
AUGAGUGAUGCUUUGGAACGAAGAAAACAAGCAAAAAAUCUAAAAGCCUCACAAUCGCUUCCUUCCCAUCUUCGAAGACGAGCUGCUAGUCAUAAUGUCAAGCGAUUACCGAUGGAGCAGAACAAGACCAAGAUUAGUAGGCGGAAGAAAAGGCGCCCAGGUUCUUUGGUUGAAGAGUAUACUCGUAGACAAGCGAAAAUUCGGUGGUUAGAAACACAUAUUUGGCAUACAAAGAGAAUGAAAAUGAUUGAAAUCUGGGGAUACAAAUUGGCAGAGCAUCCAAGCGAAAAAAGCAUAAAAUCUUCAUACCGAGCAAGUUCGCAUCUCUCCAUAAUAAACGAUGUCUCUUAUUUCGGAUUUAUAAAAUUGACGGGCGAACAGACACACUUGAUCAAAUUAUUCAACUCGGUGACCGAUCCUACUUUGCCGUCUAUUGGAAGCGAAAAAUACCUCAAAGGAAAACGACAAUGUUAUACAUAUUUAUACUAUUUUUCAAAAUAUCCAACACACUUAGUUUCACCCAUGAACCUAAUUUGGCAACCCAGGAACGAAAUAGAUGACGUUUCUCAAAAUAUUCUUGUGUGGAUUCAUCCUUCUGCAUUUGAUGAAGCUAUAAGUGUAUUUAAUGAGGCUAUUAAAUAUCUUGGAUUAGAAGAAGAUAUAAUCUUGAAAAAUCUUCAAACCGAACUUUUGAUGUUCGAAAUAACCGGACCAAGAUCAACAGCUUUGUUACAAUCAGUAUUGGACUUGGACGAAGAAAACACCAAUGCAUCACAAUCCAAUAAAGUGUGGAAAGCGUUACAGGAUUUACGCACAUCGGCAUCAUUACCACAUGGUGUAGUAUUAGGAUUGGAAAUAAUUGACCCUCGUUUAAGUUUCCCUAAAAAAGUUCCAUCACGUACAGAUAUCAUAUCAGAGGCUUCACAACAAAAUUUGCAAGAGAUCUUGAAUUAUUGGCCUGAUAAUGUCGCGGCAUCCGAACUCUGGGACGACGAAAAACGAAAAUUAUUGAAGGAAAAUAAAAUUUCCGACGGAGAUUUGAAUAAACGACGAAGCCAGAAUCUUAUUCCAGGACAGAAAUUAUUACCCCUAGCAGAAGAUGCUCGGAUCCCAAUAUUAUUAGUUCAAAGAGGCGCACAAACUUCUCAAGUGCAACAGCAGCAGCAGCGACAAUAUCCUUCUGAAUACACUUGCGGCUGGAAUAUAAUAUUACCAGUUGGAUGGGGCAUGGCGUUCUGGAAAAGCUUUAUUUUUGCAGGAGCAUGGGUUGGCGGUCUUCGCGAAAGACAUAACUUUCAUUUCGAAGCUGGUCUUUCUUAUUUUCCGUGCGAUUAUCCCGGAACUAAAUCAUAUGACGAAUACUCACUUCAAGAAAAAACCAAAGCCGAAGACGCGUAUAAUAAACAUCCACCUGCUAAACGACCCAACUUCAAAAAACUUUUCGUCUCGUCUCCAUUCGAAGCACCAUUUCACGAUAUGUUAAGAUCCAACGAAUCCUUAUUAUCAUCCGAGCAAGAUGAUGAAAAAAUUGGUCAACCACCACCUAAAAAUACCAAAAAAAUUUGGAUUCUACAGGGUGAGAAGAACUUGCGAUUGCUAAAGGAAUCGGCGAAUCUGGAUGAAUUUAAAGAAAAACUAGUUGGACAAAUAAAGGACAGAACGAGUUCACGUGUCUUGAAUGAACAUUCGUUAGAUAUUUCAAAAGCAGUUGUACGUGUUCGUGUUGAUUUCUUAGCACGGGGCGUUGUUGGAUCCCGUGCGAUAAUUUAUAAGGUUGAAAAGGAUUCUUAUGAUUAUUGGAUGACAAGGAACCAGUCGCGGGAUAGUGAUUUCGAAGAUUCUGAGGAUUCAGAUGACAACGAUACGGUCAAAGAAAAAAAGGAUAAAAAGUCAUCGUACCAUAUCCCACCAGAUAGCGAUACAAUUGGCUACGUGACUACUGGUCAAUUCUCAUUCAAUAAAGGUCACGGCUUCGCAAUUGGAUGUUGUUCCAUGGCAGCAAUUCAUGAUCUCUUGAAAAAGCAAAUAAGUAGUAAAAGUUCGACCGAAUCAAAAAGCGGACAAAGGUCGACGAUGAUUGUUAAUAUGAAGAUGGUAGUCUUAGUUAGAAAAACUACAAGUAUGACAAGUCAACCAGCAUCCAUUGAACUUUUACAGUGA